AAAAUUUAUAUUUUUUUUUUUAUGUACGAUUUAUUUUCUUUUACUUUGCCAUUUUUUUUCAACCUUUUUUUUUCACUUAUUGUUUAUUUGUUUAUUACAAUUUGAUAAACUAUUUUUUUAUUAGUUUAAAUAGGCUUUUUUACAUUUCUUAAAUUUCCUAUUAUAAUGGUUAAACGUGCCAAACAACAAGUUACCGAACCUACUACUGAUACCAGACGUUCUGAUCGAAUUAAGGGACGCACUGUUACUGAUCAAGCUUCAUCAACUAAUGCUACUGCGGCUGCUUCGGUCAAAUCAACUACUUCAUCCCGUCCUAUUCGUCAAGCCAGUCGGAAAAAAUCUCCUCAAAAGACUGCUACCUCUAAGUCAGACCGUCCUAGACGUAACGUUACAACUGCAAGAAGUACUCCUGCUGCUUCUAAUACUCCGCAUAAAAGGAAACGUAAAAGUACUUCGGUGGUUAAUCCUGCUAAUCAACCGGCAGGUGGUACUAAUAUUGAACGACGAACUUCUAAAAAGGUUAAGUUUGUUCUAAUAGAUCCAACUACAUCAGAGAGUUCUACUUCUUCAAGAAACGCCGAUUUAAAUCAGCCUUAUACUGCCACUGUUCAAGAAUCUCAAGUAGCUUCUUCGGUCGUCAUUCAAGAAACAACUAUACCUCAAGUUACUACUACUAUUAUUCCUGCCAUGAAAUCAUCUAAAAAACGUUUGACCGCUGCCGAAGAUUCAGAGUUGUUAACUGGCAGUACUUCUUCAAGAAGAUCGAGAAAACGUGCUGUAGAGGAAGAUUAUAAAUUAUUGAAACCUAAACGUAGAAAAGGCGACACUUUUACUGUACCGAUUCCUACUCGUUCACAACAAAUUGGUCAAGUUUACGUUAUUGGUUCAAAUGAAUUUUCUCAAUGUGGUAUGGAAGGGAUAGAAAAUUCAAAAAAAUUAGAAUAUAUUAAAACUUUGGAGGAAUUUAAAAUUGUCGAUGUAAGUGCAGGAUCUCUUCAUAACGCUGCUCUUACUGUUGAUGGUAAAAUUGUAACAUGGGGGAUUAAUGAUCAUGGUACACUUGGUCGUUUCACUGAAACUCCUAGGUCAGCAGAGGCGAAAGCAAUUUUAGAAGCGGGAAAUUAUAAUAUAAUUGAUGAAGGAAAACCCGCAUAUGCUGAAGGUCUUGAUAAUGUAAGCAUUGUAAAAGUAGUAUGUGGAGGUAACGCUACAUUUGCUAUCUCCGAUCAAGGGCAUCUAUAUGCGACGGGUACUUUCAAGGGCAAAGACGGAAUUAUUGGAUUUUCUUAUGAUAAACGUAUAGAACAACCAAUAUUCACACGAUAUUCCUCAUUCGAAAAUUUAACAAUUGUUGAUAUAGCAGUAGGUGUUGAUCAUGCUUUGGCGCUUACUACAGAAGGAGAUGUAUAUGCAUGGGGAAGUAACGAAGCCUACCGUCUUGGGAAAAAACUUUCAGAACGCAGAUCGCUCAAACCGCUAGUACCAUUCAACCUAGGAUUAAAACAUAUCGUCCGAUUGUACGCUGGUUCAUAUCAUAACUUUGCAAUUGAUGAUAAUGAUAAAGUAUGGGUCUUUGGCUUUAACAAUAUGGGACAGUGUGGUCUUGAUACAUCAAAACAAGCUAUUAUCCCUCCUGAAAGGCAUUCGUUCCUUAACAAAAUCGGGAUAAAAGUAGAAGAGUUCGCCGCUGGUGAACAUCAUACGCUUGCUCGUAUGCAAAAUGGACAAGUUUACAGUUUUGGACGAUCUGAUUAUGGCCAACUUGGUUUAGGAAAUAGCGUUCUCCCGACUAAGGGAUCUAAAGCAAGAAUAUCAACUCCGACUGUCAUUCCAAGCCUAUCUUCAAUAAAAUCCAUAGGAACUGGAGAUCAUUUUUCAAUGGCCGUCGAUGCGGUCAAUAAGAUUUAUGCAUGGGGAUUUGGGGAAUAUUUCGUCUUAGGAAAUAGGAAAGAAGAGGAAGUGACAUCGCCAUUUCGGAUGCCGGAUUUAAACGAAUUGGAAGGCAAGGAUAUUGUUCGGAUAAGUUGCGGAUCAGCGCACGUAUUGUUCCUUAUUGUAGCAACAGAUGGAGAAGCCAUGGAUGUAGAUACUAAUAAUUAAAAGUAACAAUUAAAAACUAUCAUUUCAUUUCUUUAAAAAAAACAAAUAGGAUAUUGGUGAGUUUAAUUUGCUGUUAGUAUGAUAUUAGAAAUAACGUUGAUUAAUAAUUUUUUUAAUAAUUAU
This is a messenger RNA of Rhizophagus irregularis DAOM 181602=DAOM 197198, 2223 nucleotides long. RefSeq lists its product as uncharacterized. NCBI's taxonomy places the organism in Eukaryota, Fungi, Glomeromycota, Glomeromycetes, Glomerales, Glomeraceae. The record is from RefSeq and is a predicted model, not a curated record.